This is a messenger RNA of Lactuca saligna, 591 nucleotides long. NCBI's taxonomy places the organism in Eukaryota, Viridiplantae, Streptophyta, Magnoliopsida, Asterales, Asteraceae. The record is from the annotation of a GenBank genome assembly.
AUGGAAACUGAUUCCAAAAGCAAUUCAUCUCUCUUGCGGGUUUAUGUUGGUUCGGAGGCUGGGCUCAAGAAGCUUGAUGAAUACCUAUUAUCUCGCAGUUACAUCACAGGGUAUCAAGCUUCAAAGGAUGAUCUCACUGUCCAUGCAGCUUUCACAAAACCCCCAUCACCACAUGGUGUAUCUGCUGAAGGCAGUGGUGUUGUUGUUGAGGGCUCGGCUUCUUUCCCAGAAGAAGCCAUUGCAACUCCUCUUGUUGCUGAUACAAAGGCAUCUAAUGAAGAUGAGGAUAGUGACGUGGAUCUUUUUGGUGAGGAGACUGAGGAGGAAAAGAAGGUUGCUGAAGAACGUGCAGCUACAGUGAAAGCGUCUGGGAAAAAGAAAGAAUCUGGGAAGUCUACGGUGUUGUUGGAUGUCAAGCCUUGGGAUGAUGAAACUGACAUGCAAAAGCUUGAGGAACCUUGUCUAUUGAUACAAUCAUUGAAGAAAGGCUUACUGCAGAGCCAAUUAAUGAAUAUGUUCAGAGCUGUGAUAUUGUGGCCUUCAAUAAGAUAUAAUUCCUGCUUGAUUUGGUGGGACAGAAGAAAGAUGUAG